Molecule: messenger RNA, 852 nt
Organism: Helianthus annuus (common sunflower)
Lineage: Eukaryota; Viridiplantae; Streptophyta; Magnoliopsida; Asterales; Asteraceae
Exons: 7
Coding region: 1-852 (283 amino acids)
Source: RefSeq, a predicted model, not a curated record
AUGUGGGAUCAUGGUAAUGGGGGUAAGGUUUUGCGAUGUACUGUGUGGAAUGAUUAUGCUCUGCAGAUUAAGGACUUCAUUUCUAAAAUCCCACCUCAUGAGCAUGUGAUGGCUGUUAUACAGCAUGGAAAGUGUAAGGAAUGGAAAGGUGAAUAUACUGUUCAAAGUGAUAAGUUUGCAACACGAAUUUUUCUGAAUGAAGAAAUUGAUGAAGUUGAUGAGCUAAGGAGGAGGCAUAUACAGAAGUUUGGACAAGGGAGUGGUUCUACAUCUCAAACGAUACUAUCGUCUCAGAGUGUUUUUCCAUUACAUAAAGAAUUUGUAACUGAAGGUGUGAAGAAACAUGUUGAUGAGAUUAGCGAGAUAGAAAAGGAAAUAUCUUGUGUUGUGGUUGCGACAAUUAAGAUUGUGCAAGAAGAGUAUGAUGAUAUUCUUCGAUUGCCUGCGACUUAUUUGGUUUGUCUCAGAUGUCAUACUGAAUGUACAUCGAUCACCACAAAGUUCAAGGUGCAAGUGCAGGAUGAGAGUGGUAGUGUUUCUUUUGUUAUGUUUGAUAGAGAUGUUCAGAAGCUUCUUAGAUUAGCGGCGAGUGACAUAAGAGAGAGGCAGGUUAAGGCCAAUGAUACUAGAUUCCCUCAUGAGAUAUUUCGAUUGGUUGAUAAGAAGGUUGCUUUUAAGAUUGAUGUUUCAGAGUUCAAUCUUAAAAAUGACUAUCGUGUUUAUACUAUGCAAAAAACAACUGAUGAUCCAGUAAUAAUUGCUGAGUUGGUUGGUGGAGAUGGUAAUGAUGAUGAAAAUACUGAUGAGGUAGCAUAUAAAAUUACUCUUUCAAUCUAUUUAUUUUUCUUUUGA